Dinoponera quadriceps is the source of this 1279-nucleotide messenger RNA. RefSeq names its product coiled-coil domain-containing protein 42 homolog. Lineage: Eukaryota; Metazoa; Arthropoda; Insecta; Hymenoptera; Formicidae. The record is from RefSeq and is a predicted model, not a curated record. Bases 287 to 1279 code for a protein of 330 amino acids. The transcript is spliced from 4 exons.
UAUUUUUGUAUUAUUUAUAUUUUAAUUUCUAUGUGUGACGAAUAUAUUAUUCAUAUUUUUCUUUUCGUUAUCAGAAAUGGUUUCUUGUCCGACGUGAUAUGUUACGUAUUGCGUAAUGAAAAAUCUUUUUCUCACGAAUGUGUGCGCAACUGUAUUCAAUUUGUUUGAUCGAUCAAUCGUGUACGGCAGGUGCGCUUCCUCGACGAGACCUUUUAAAGCGUAUAGACGUUGAUUGACACGUUUGUCGAAAAUUGCAGUUAGUAAAAGAUACUUGGAUUAGAAAAGUAUGGCCACUGAUCAAAAUGAAUCGGAAAAUUUGUUGCAAAGAGCUGUCAUCACGACGAAUCCGCAGGAAGCGGUUACGGAGUAUUUCGUAUCCAAGCAGGAGGAACGUAAAAUCAAAAGAUACCCAGACUGGGAUAAAGUGAGGAUAUGUCCGGCGACCGAGGUGAUCAGGGCACGCCGAGAAUUAGCUCAGGUCGACGAAAUGUUAAAGGACAAGUGGGCGGAACAAGGGACGAAGCGUAUGGAUAUGGACAAGCAAUGGGAGGAGGCGAGAAAUCAAGCUUUGAUGUUACGGCAGUCUUUCGUGAAGUUUGACCAACUCGUGCGAGAGAAUGUCGAGAAGCGCGAACGAGCGGAGCAAAAGAUCAAGGAGGAACACGAGCGUCAGGAGAAAUUCAAACGAGAAGCCGAUGAGCUCGAGCAGAAAUUGCAUGGCAUGAGAGAGGUAUUGGAUAAGAUGAAACGAUACACAGACGUACACAAGAAGUAUCAAUAUUACUUGGAGAAUGUGGUAAACGAUACAGGCGAGUUUCAGUCGAUCAAUGAUAUUUUUAAUCGUUACGAAACUCUGGUCGAAGCCAGACAAACGUUGCGUGAUCGUCAGGACACGAAUCUUCAGAUACUGGAGGACAAAGGCGCAGAGAUAUAUCAUUUGACGGACGUCAAGUCGCAGAUGUUGAUGGAACUCGAUAACAAAUUGGCGCAAUUGCAAACGCGGCACAAUCGUGCGAAAGCGCAAGCGCUCAGGUGGGAGGCGAUCGUCUCGAAAAUCAAGGAAAUCGCCGCCGCUAAGAACUUGGAGCUCACGCAAGUGAAGGCGUGCUGCUGGAACAUCUAUCAGCAGAUUUGCAAGAGAAAAGAGAUACCCGUCAAGGUGAGCAGCGAGGACGUGGAGCAGCAGCUGAUUCUAAUUAAGCGAACUAUCCUCGAAUUGAGACGGAUCAUCAAGGUUGCCAAGAGGAAAGCGCGCGAAGAGGGAGAUUCGACGUAUUAG